AUGGGCGUCCAAAAGACCCGUUCUGAAGCCAUGCUGAUGGGCACCGACCCUGCCAUGCCUGGGGACGAAGACGGCCGAGUUGGGGUGAGCGAGGUGCAGGGCCGCUACUUCUACCAACCCGAGCCUCGGGCCCCUCUGGACGCUGGAGUAGCUGACCGCGACUGCAGAGGCAGCUGCGACGGGGCAAUGGGCGUCCCCUAUCCGGGAGCUGCUAUGGUGCCUGUGGGCGUACAGCCAGCUCCCAGCCCGGGCCGCUUCCUCUCCCCUUACUCUUUCCCCGCCCGUCCCCAGCCCCAGCCCGCGGGCUAUGCAGGAAGCCCGGAGCCCUAUACGCUCACCUCGGGUGGCGAGAGCUUCCAGCCCAUAGACAGCUACUCCGGCGCUGCUGGAGCUGUAGGUGGGAUGUAUCCCCGGAGCAACCAGUUCUUCCCCAGCCCUGAGGCGAAUCUGGGCAUCCGGGCCAGGGACCCCUGCAGUGGGACCGCUUUCUCCGGGAAAUUGAAAGUGGUCCUCGGCAACCAUUCCCUGUGGCUCAAGUUUUAUAGGCAGCAGACCGAAAUGAUCAUUACCAAGCAGGGCCGGCGGAUGUUCCCUUUCCUGGCUUACACGAUCCAUGGGAUGGAUCCUGUUGCCCAUUACCGAGUGUUUGUGGAAGUGGUGCUGGUUGAUCAACACCACUGGCGUUAUCAGAAUGGCAAAUGGGUUCAAUGUGGAAAGGCGGAGAACAACAUGCCAGGGAAUAGGCUAUAUAUCCACCCAGACUCACCCAACACAGGGGCCCACUGGAUGCGGCAAGAAAUAUCAUUUGGAAAACUCAAGUUGACUAACAACAAGGGAGCCUCCAAUAAUGUGACCCAGAUGAUAGUAUUGCAGUCCCUCCAUAAAUACCAGCCAAGGCUUCACAUCGAAGAGGUGAGAGAUGGAGACCAUGAGACACCAGGUCCCUCCUCCUUGACCCACAUCUUUACCUUCCCAGAAACAGAGUUCAUUGCUGUGACUGCAUAUCAGAACUCUGAGAUCACACAGCUAAAAAUCGACAAUAAUCCUUUUGCCAAAGGCUUUAGAGAAAGCUUGGAUACGUUCCUUACAGCUGUGGAUGCCAGUGCUACCACUUCCCCUGAACCAGUUUCUGGCUACCCUUUACUGGCUAGGAGUCGAUACUUACCAAACCAGUAUUCAUCACCCAAUCCCUUUUACCCUGAGCCACAUCACGGACAACCCAAGGAUGGAGUACCCCUUUCUUCCUGGCUCUUUACACAGGCCCCCCAGCCACCAUUGGACUAUGCCUAUGACCCUUCAUAUAGUAGCAGUAAGAUUCUCCCCUUGGGCAUGAAUGGCAUGAAGCCUGGACUUCUGCCCUCCACUUCUCCACCCACCAUGCCUUACUACCCCAGCCAAGAUGCUCUGGUCCCUCUAGGAGACUGGUCAACUUCCCCUUCAUAUAACCCCAAAGUCAACAAUGGGGGCUGGUUCCGAUCCAUGCCCCCAAUGCCCAUUGACCCCGUUAUUGGGGUCCACGAAGAGAAGAGGCCUGAGGAGGAAAUCUGGACUGACACCCCCAAGUCAGAUUCUAAUGACUCAGGACUGGGUGAAGGAGACUCUAAGAGGAGACGUGUGUCUCCUUAUGAUUCGGGCAGGGAUGACUCUUCACCUGGCCAGGGCCCCACUGGGGAUUCUCCUUUUAAGAAAGAGCAGCCACUUGGAGACCAAGUAUAUUUUUUUAACUGAGAAGAGGAGCAGUGCCUUUGGCUCUUGAUGGAACAGGAGGUGAGGACGUGCUUCAGGCCCAGAAAAAUAGACAUGCUGUUGGAUGUUCACAUUGAAGCUGACCCCACCUCUUCUUGAUGGCGUCUCCCCAAAGCAGAAGGCCAGCUUGGGAGAAUGCCCAAGACAGGACCUAGAAGUCUGUUUUCCCUUCAUCCUCAUGUCUGCUCCCCAAAAGUCAAUAGAAGGAAUGGUAUCUGUGCCCUUCAUAUUCCUCCCUGACCAGUCAUCUUUCCCUGGUGCUGCCUCCAAGUGUUUACUGGAGAACAUGAAGGAAGCAUUCUUCUCAUUUUCGAUAUCUUUGUGUGUGGGUGCUGAGGGGAGGGGGAAAGAGGGGAAAUAGACUGUCUCUUAUUCCUUAUGGUGCCUAGCUCAUUUUUUACUUAACUUUUUUUUUUUUAAAACCACCUUCAUCCUUUUGAAAAAAGGAUGUGAGCAGCUGGUCAGACUUAGGGAGAGAUUCCCAGUGUCCUUAAAUAAGGUCUGGGUGUCUUCCUUCCUAGGGAGAUGGGCAUCCUGGAAUAGUUGGAAUUGAAGGUGAGGGUGGAGGCAAUAUUGGCUUCACAUUUAGAUUUUAGAAAAAUACGU
This is a messenger RNA of Dromiciops gliroides (monito del monte), 2352 nucleotides long. RefSeq names its product T-box transcription factor TBX21-like. Gene Ontology annotation, cellular component: nucleus. NCBI's taxonomy places the organism in Eukaryota, Metazoa, Chordata, Mammalia, Microbiotheria, Microbiotheriidae. The record is from RefSeq and is a predicted model, not a curated record. Gene Ontology annotation, molecular function: RNA polymerase II cis-regulatory region sequence-specific DNA binding; DNA-binding transcription factor activity, RNA polymerase II-specific. Gene Ontology annotation, biological process: lymphocyte migration; regulation of transcription by RNA polymerase II; positive regulation of DNA-templated transcription. The transcript is spliced from 6 exons. The coding region runs from base 1 to 1728 and encodes 575 amino acids.